Messenger RNA from Salpingoeca rosetta, 2120 nucleotides. RefSeq lists its product as uncharacterized. The transcript is spliced from 15 exons. The record is from RefSeq and is a predicted model, not a curated record. Gene Ontology annotation, molecular function: poly(A)-specific ribonuclease activity; protein binding. Lineage: Eukaryota; Choanoflagellata; Craspedida; Salpingoecidae. Gene Ontology annotation, cellular component: CCR4-NOT complex; cytoplasm; nucleus. Bases 411 to 1925 code for a protein of 504 amino acids. Gene Ontology annotation, biological process: nuclear-transcribed mRNA poly(A) tail shortening.
CACAAACACACGAAGCAGACGAACAAGGACGACCGAGCAAGAAGCGAAACCGACACAUCCACAGCACCACAGCAGUGAGGGACUUCGACAGCUCUGCUCUGAGGCCUCCUCCCUCUUCUUCUCCGUCUUCGUCUCCCUCCCCCAUCUUUGGCAUCACUCCCGUAGUCGUGACAUCGAUCGUCCUUGCUUCGCCCUUGCUGUUCACGUCAGGCAGGAAGCAGCCGCUCGCCCAGUGUUCAACGGUUCCAUUGUUGCUGUUGAAUGUGAAUGCAGCCCGUCACUGGUAACAACCCACCACAACCACAGCCACCACCCCGUCGCCGCCCACACCUUUCACCUCCGACCUUUCUCCUCCAGUGCACCACCAUCCCACCGCCAACGCCACACUGGUCCUCACCACACCAUUGGGGAUGAGCAGGCGUCCGCCGAUACAGACGGCGCCAUCACGCAAGAUGGGACAAAUCGUCAAAUCCAGGCCACCACACGAGGCAGAAAGGCAGAAGCCAACAUGGCGUGGCCUCGACCUCGAACAAGCCGGGAUCGUGGCCAUCUCGCCGGCCCUGUUUCAGAUGCAGCACCUGACCCACCUGUACUUGGCCCGCAACAGACUCACAACCAUCAGCCCGGAGAUUCGACACCUGCGGGCGCUGAGGAUUGUUGACCUCUCCUACAACCGCCUGCGGUCCAUCCCGCCGGCCUUUGGCGACCUCACAGAGUUGAACGAGUGCAUGCUGUCUGGCAACGAGCUGUCCACACUUCCCUUUGAGUUUGGCAAGCUGUACCAGAUCAAGUUCCUUGCGCUGGACAACAACCCCUGGACAGAACCCAUUGCCUCGCACGUGGCAACCGGCACGGAGGCGCUCAUGCAGUGGCUUCUCGACCAGGCUCCAACUGGGCCGAGCCCGCCUGAUCGGGAGUGGAUUCAGCCAAAGGCCAUUUCCCGGGCCGCACUCCAGCCCUACGAGAGAGCCAAACGCGACAAAGUCAGCGUGUUUUGCUACAACAUCCUCUGCGACAAAUACGCGUCGCGCAACAUGUUCAAGUACUGUCCGUCGUGGGCGCUUGCGUGGGAGUACCGGAAAGGAAAGAUCCUCACCGAGCUCGCAAACUCCAAAUGCGACAUUCUGUGCCUGCAAGAGGUGUCCAAGUCUGAGUUUUACCAGUACUUUCUCGGGCAGCUGCAGAAGGAGGGCUACCACGGCGCCUUCAAGGUGAAGACGCGGGCCGCGUAUCAAGCUGACGAGACAAUUGACGGCUGCGCAACCUUCUACUCAACCAAAACGUACAAGAUGCUGUAUGAGCACGGCAUUGAUCUGCAACAGCUCUCCGUGGCCAACAGCAACGGCUGCAACACCGUCAUUGACAGAUGCAUGCCAAAGGACAACGUGGCGCUGUUUACGGUGUUUGAGCACGCUGUGACGAAGAAGCGCGUGUUUGUGGCCAAUCUGCAUUUGACGUGGGACCCCCACUUCAGCGACGUGAAAGUGGUGCAGAUUGUGCUCGCCCUCAAGGCAAUCAGGGAGUUUCUCCAGGAGAACAAGCUGCUCGACGUGCCUGUGAUGCUGAUGGGCGACUUUAACUCCAUGCCAGACAGCGGCGUGUACGAGUUCCUGGCCACGGGCAAGAUCAACCCGAACCACCCGGAUAUGCAAGGCUACGACUACAAGGCGUUUUUCGACAGCGUGGGCACAACGCACCCGUUCAAGCUGCGGUCCGCGUACACAACAGAGAUGCAGUACACAAACAAGACGGCAGGCUUUGUCGGCAUCAUCGACUACAUCUGGUACACGGAGGGGUCGCUGCUGCCGCAAGCUGUGUGGGGACCCGUCGACGAGUCAUACAUGGACCGGGUGUCUGGCUGCCCGAACCCCCAUUUCUCCUCCGACCAUCUUGCGCUCGGAGCCAAACUUUACUUGAAGUCCUGAACACACGCACACACACCACACGCACACGCACACGCACUCACGGGCGUGAAUGCACACCUUGUGUGUCUGCUGCGUGCUGGCAAUACCUGUGGUUGUGAAGGAGGGACGUGGAUACGCGAACCGGAAGUUGUUGUUGUUGUUGUUGUUGUUGUUGUUGUUGUUGUUGUUGUUGUUGUUGUUGUUGUUGUUGUUGUU